AUGGGAAUACAUGUUCCUUCUCAUGUGCCCAUGGAAUCUACCCCAUUUAAAGGGAUGGAGUUUGAAGCGGAUGAGAUUGCAUAUGGUUUUGAUAAUGAAUAUGGCAGAAAGGCUGGUUUUAGUAUUAGAAAAGAGUAUGUAAAUAAAUGUAAAAAGACUGGUGUGGUUACUUCAAGAAGAUUUGUGUGUGCAAAGGAGGGAGUUCGAGGCAAAGACAAGAGAGAUCAGAAUGUAAAGAAUCCACGAGCAGAAACAAGAUGUGGUUGUGAAGCACGUUUGGUUAUUGUACUUAAUCGAGAUAGUAAAAAAUAUGUGGUGAGUGAAUUUAUUGCUGAGCAUAACCACUAUCUCCACCUUCCAUCAACUGUGCACAUGAUGCCAUCACAACGGAAAGUGGAUGCAACUCAUGCUAUUGAAAUUGAUUUGGCACAUGAAUCGGGAUUAAGACUAAAGCAAUCUUAUGAGCUUCUUAGUAAGCAAGUUGGUGGAUAUGAAAAUCUUGGUUUUACCAAGCAAGAUCAUAAAAACUACCUACGUAGUAAGCGACAGAGAGACAUGGAGCAUGGGGCAGCUGCUAGCUUGGGAAGAUAUUUUAGUCGUCAACUUAAGGAAAAUCCUUCAUAUUAUUUUGCUACUCAAUUGGACUGUGAAGAGUUGAUUACUAAUAUCUUUUGGGCCGAUGCAAGAAUGAUCAUUGACUAUAGCCAUUUCGGUGAUGUAAUAACGUUUGAUACAACGUAUAGCACAAAUAGAGAUGCAAGGCCACUUGGAGUAUUUUUGGGUCUCAAUCACCAUAGAGAAACUGUUGUAUUUGGAGGUGCACUUUUAUAUGAUGAAACGAUUGAAUCUUUUGUAUGGUUAUUUGAGACUUUCUUAGAAGCAAUGUCUGAAAAAAAGCCAAUCACUAUUUUCACAGAUCAAGAUGCAGCAAUGUCAGCUGCAAUAAAAAUAGUCAUGCCUGAGACAUAUCAUGCAUUGUGUAGUUGGCAUAUGUGGCAGAAUGCUGAGAAACACUUAGGUCAUUUACUAAAAACUGAGCCUCAAUUUAACGCUGAUUUCUUAGCAUGUAUCUAUGAGUAUGACGGUGAAGAUGAGUUUCUUACAGCUUGGAAUGAAAUGCUAGAUAAGUACAAUGUUCGUGAAAAUAAAUGGCUAAUUGAUCUAUUUAAAUUGAAGGAAAAAUGGGCCCAAGCAUAUGUUAAGAGAACUUUCACUGCAGGAAUGAAGACAACCCAGCUUAGUGAGAGUUUCAAUGCUGACUUGAAGGAUUGCUUGCGUACUGAUCUCAAUAUAGUAGAGUUUUUCACUCAUUUUGAAACAAUUGUCAAUCAAAAGCGGGAUAAGGAGUUAGAAGCAGAAUACAACUCUAGACAGAAAUUUCCAAGAUUAAAGCUCAAAAGCUCUCCUAUGCUUAACCAAGUAGCAACAAUGUACACACCUAAGUUGUUUGAUUUAUUUCAGACAGAAGUUGAAGAGGUAAUGGCACUUUCCAUCCUAGAACGCAAUGUGAGUCAAACACAUAGUUAUGUGGUUGGAGUUUUCAAUCAAAAUGGAAAAUAUGAGGUCAUGUGGAAUCCAUUAGAUGAAACUCUAUCUUGUAGUUGCAGAAAGUUUGAGUCAUUUGGUAUUUUAUGUAGGCAUGGUUUGAAAGUUCUUGAUGUAUUGGAUAUCAAGUUGAUUCCUAAUAGAUAUAUCAUGAAGAGGUGGAGAAGAGAUGCAAAAGAUGAAAGCGGAAAAAAUUGCACAACACAUAACAUUAACUCGGAUACUCGACUGGAAUAUGUAGAUCGGUUUCGAGAUUUAUGUCCAAAAUAUAUUCAAUUGGUGAAUGAGGCAUGUGAAACUAAAGAAGGCCAUAAUAUCCUAAGCUUAGCAGUUGCAGAUUUGAAAAAAAAACUUUGUGACCUUAGGAAUUGCAAAGCUAAUGUAGAAGAAGACAUCAUUAGGCCUUCCACUGAUUUUGCAAACAAAGAAGAUCAAUUAUGUGCUUCAAUUACGAUUGUACCAAAAGGGAUAAAGAAAAGAGAGGUUCAUCGUAAUAAAAAACGUAGGACGAAAUCAUGGAUAGAAAAGAUGAGGAAACCAAAGGAAGGCACAUCAAAGAAGCAAACAAAGAAAAGAAAAGUGCAGGAGGAAAUAUAUGCACAUGACGUCAUAGCACAAAAGCAAACUGAGGAUAUAUUUGAUGGAAAUAUUACUAGUUUUACACAACUUUUAAUGUCGGCUUCUACAAGUUCUGCAGUACAUCAAGGAGGCUCAUCAACAAGUGUUGCAUUAGCAUCACAUUUAGAGAGUACAUCAACUGUUGUAGGCUCCAACAACAAAAUUAAUGGCGCUGGAGGUCUCUUGACUCAAGGAAGUGUUGCAAGUGGAGGUCUCUAG
Molecule: messenger RNA, 2382 nt
Organism: Quercus lobata
Lineage: Eukaryota; Viridiplantae; Streptophyta; Magnoliopsida; Fagales; Fagaceae
Product: protein FAR1-RELATED SEQUENCE 5-like
Exons: 3
Coding region: 1-2382 (793 amino acids)
Molecular function (GO): zinc ion binding
Source: RefSeq, a predicted model, not a curated record